Molecule: messenger RNA, 1824 nt
Organism: Fusarium sp. VM40
Lineage: Eukaryota; Fungi; Ascomycota; Sordariomycetes; Hypocreales; Nectriaceae
Source: the annotation of a GenBank genome assembly
AUGGCCUCAUCAUCUCAUUUCGCUGAAAGCGAGUUUCUCGCAUGCGAGAUCCAUCCCGAGAGCACUCUCCCACUUCUCAGCUACUUCCUCAAGUGCAAGGAAAACAAUCAAAGCGGUUCCAGGACGUUGUUCCAGGAAGUCAAAGCGGAUAUCGGUAAAGCGGAGCGUCCCAUCCCUGAUGAGUCCGAGCAGCUGCAGGAUGUUCUUCUCGCCCUCAUGAAAGAUGGCCCAGGCAAGCCAGGCGAGAAACUCCCUUGGACUCCAUCAGUCACUAUAGUUGGGGCUGGAGUCUCUGGCCUUUGUGCCGGUUACGAGUUGAAGAAGGCUGGAUUUAGAGUCACGAUUCUUGAAGCCUCUUCACGAGUAGGUGGCCGAGUCAAGACCUUCCGAGAACCGACCUUUGCACAUAGACUUCACGGCGAGGGCGGUGCUAUGCGAAUCCCAGCCAAUCACUACUUGUUGCACAAAUACAUCGAUGACUUUGGUCUUAAAGACGACCUUUUCGAAUUUGAGAUGAAAAACAAGUUCAUUUAUAUCUCCGGCUAUGGCGAGACCCUGACCUACGAUCGUUUCAAUGAGCUUUUGCAAGAGAAGGAUGAUAAACUUCUCUCUCUUUUCCCCGGCCUUCGCGAUUGUGAGAAGGGCAAGACGUGCGAUAAACUCUUUACAGAAGCAGUAGAACUAGUCGUGGACGACUUCUGGAAAGCCUACGACAAAGCGAAAGAUGAGGUGCAUGUUCCCGAAAAGAUUCAAAUCAAAGCCAUCAAGGCAGCAUAUGCCGAGAUCACAACAAAGUACGAUAGCUACACCCUGAGAUCCUACCUGACAGAUGUUGCGGGAUGGACCGAAGAUGCUCUGAACCUCUACGAUCUUGGUAAUGCGCAUGUCGUCUUUGAUAAUGGCUUCAUUGAGUCUUUCAAGGAUGCCUUUCUGUCAAGCAACAAGGGUGGUGAACAGGCCGGUAUGGAGCAGCUCCAACAGGGAAUGGAUGCUGUGCCCAACGGCUUCGUUUCCAGUGCCAGGGGACAGAAUUCGUUGGUUGAUGAUAUCAUCUACGGUGCUCGUGUUACUGAGAUUGGUCUUGAUGAGCCAAAAGAUCCACAAAUCCCCCAUCAAGCACCAGUUAAGGUCACUUACGAAGUCACCGCUAACAGCUUGAGGAAAUCUAUCAAAUCAGAUUAUCUCAUUCUCGCCAUUCCAUAUACCGCGCAGAGAACAAUUGCCAAGACGAGGUCUUUCGUACCGAAGCAGGAAAUGGCAGUCCGCGAUGUCCGGUACGUGGAGGUGACCAAAGUCCUCCUCCAGUACAAGAAAAGAUGGUGGGAGAAGGUCUUCGAAGGUGCUGGCCAAGACCGGGACGGCGGUCUGGUCAGCGACCUACCCAUUCGCUAUACAAUGUUUCCAAAGUCGGCCAAAAACAGCCAAUUCGAGCAUUCAAACCGUGGAGUCAUCAUGGCAGCGUACACUUUCGAGCAAGACGCCACUAUCCUCGGCGCACUCUCACCCGAGCGGAGGAUUCAGAUUGCUGCCGAGAAUCUGCACAGGAUAUUCCCCAAAGCAAACUCCCUCGAGCUUCUCGAGGCCGGAGCAUCACAAGUCUUCCCUGCCGAUGAGCUGGCGGGUGGAAGUGCCUUUUGCUAUUUUGGCCCCAUGCAGAAGACCAAGUUCUUGGAUACUAUGCAGAAGCCUGAUUGGGAGGAUAGGGUUUUCUUUGCGGGUGAACAGGCUAGUUUCACACAUGGAUGGAUUCAAGGUGCUUUUGAAGCGGGUCUUCGAUGUGUUCAGCAGAUUUGGGCUGUUGCUCUUGAGGGUAGGGCACAGUAG